AUGCGGGACUCUACGCCUAUCGUCGUCGACGCAUCGCUCGCAGACGACACGGGUAGCGAAACGAAGAGCAAAUGGACCCCCGAAUCACUUCUUCUUCGAGCAGAGCGCUCGCAUCGUCGGCUGCCGGGGAUCCGCAAGGUCCCUCUGCCAGCAAUUGCAAUCAUCCUGUUUGUUGCGUUCAUGAACGUUGUCGUGUGGAUUGCCGCUGCGAUUGUGUUGCACAGCUCACUAGUCUCGAAUGCGGUUCUGGCAUAUACAUUGGGCCUGCGCCAUGCGUUUGAUGCCGACCAUAUAUCGGCAAUUGAUUUGAUGACCCGGAGAUUACUAGCAACGGGCCAGCAGCCCGUCACCGUUGGGACGUUCUUCUCCCUCGGACACUCAACCAUUGUCAUCAUCACAUCCAUCGUCGUAGCGGCUACCGCUGCGGCGGUGUCGUCGCGCUUCGACAGCUUCAGCACCGUCGGCGGGAUCAUCGGGACGUCGGUCAGCGCCGCGUUCCUGAUCCUGCUGGGCCUGAUGAAUUUUUACAUUCUGUACAAGCUCUACAAGCAGAUGCAGAAGGUGCUCAAUCUUCCUGAAGGGCACGAGGAUGAGGCGUGGAAGGUUGAGGGCGGGGGUGUGCUGUUCAAUGUGCUCAAGCGCAUGUUCAAGCUGAUCAAUCGUCCUUGGAAGAUGUACCCCUUGGGUAUUCUCUUCGGCCUUGGUUUCGACACCUCCUCCGAGAUAGCCCUGCUUGGAAUCUCGUCCAUAGAGGCUGCUCGCGGGACGGACUUUUGGGUCAUUUUGAUCUUUCCUAUUCUUUUCACCGCUGGAAUGUGCCUCUUGGACACAACCGACGGAGCUCUGAUGCUUUCGCUCUACAUCCAACCCGCCGCCAACUUCCUCCCUCCCAAACGCGACAGCACCUCGUCCGAGACCCCCCUGAUCCUCGGCGAGGAUCAUGAGAUCGAACCGUCCCAGAACCACCGCGACCCCGUCGCCUUCCUGUAUUACUCCAUCGUGCUCACUCUCCUGACCGUCAUCGUUGCCAUCAUCAUCGGCAUCAUCCAGCUCCUCACCCUUGUGCUGAACGUCGCCAAACCCACCGGCAGAUUCUGGGACGGCGUACAGAUAGCAGGCGACUACUACGAUGUCAUUGGUGGAGCAAUCUGCGGAUGCUUUCUCAUCGUCGGUAUUCUCAGCGUGGUGCUCUACAAGCCCUGGCGGAGGUGGAUCGCGAAGCGGCAUGGGAAGAGCACCGGGGCGGAUGAAGAAGGCACGGGAUCUCGGGAUGAACUGCCUCCGGCAAAUGGCGAAAGAGCUGUUCUGAACGAGGGGAGCAAUGCCUCUACUUCUAUUGUCAGUUACGGGGCUGUAGGCAAGGGCGCAACUUCGCAGGUCGUGGCGCAGCCAUAG
Molecule: messenger RNA, 1395 nt
Organism: Aspergillus fischeri NRRL 181
Lineage: Eukaryota; Fungi; Ascomycota; Eurotiomycetes; Eurotiales; Aspergillaceae
Product: HoxN/HupN/NixA family nickel/cobalt transporter
Exons: 6
Coding region: 1-1395 (464 amino acids)
Biological process (GO): nickel cation transmembrane transport
Cellular component (GO): plasma membrane
Molecular function (GO): nickel cation transmembrane transporter activity
Source: RefSeq, a predicted model, not a curated record